AUGACACGUAAAACACACUUCAAGCUUUCCCCAUCGCUCGAAUUUUCCGAUUCAAUCUCUAUGGACUCGCCGCCGCACGACCGCUGGAGCAAGCGCGGCGCCGGCCCGAAGUCGCGUUCCAGUGACGCGGCGCAGAUGAAGAGCGGCGCGGAUAAGAAGAUCAAGAGAGACAGUGAAGAAGUGGCGGAGGAGGAUCGCCGCUGCACUCGUCGCGCCGGCGCGUGGCGGUGCGGCGAGGAGGUGGUGGUUGGGAAGCCGAUGUGUGAGCAUCACUUGGCGCAGAGAAAGAGUUAUCAGAAGAAAAGAAGAGGCGGAGGCGCAGACAGCGAUUCCGGCGAAGAAGACGGAGCUAGCCGGAAAGUCAACGCCGGCGAAUCGGUGAACAAUAAGAGGAGGAGGAGGACCGGGAGUGAGUCUGAGUCGGACUCCGAGUCGGAGAAGGCGAAUAAUCGGACGGUAAAACCGAAGGUGAAUGGUAAAUCUGGAGAUUCUGGUAAUGUUAUGAAGAAGAGUAAGUUAAAAGAGGAAAAGCCUAUGGAAAAGAGCAAGUCUAACAGAAGCAAGGGGAGCUUGAUGUGUCACCAGUGCCAGCGGAACGAUAAGAAUGGUGUUGUGCACUGCUCUCUGUGUAAAGCAAAGCGGUUUUGCUACGAGUGCAUUGAAAGAUGGUACCCUGGGAAAUCAAGAGAGGAUUUUGAGAAUGCGUGCCCGUUUUGCUGUGGCAACUGCAACUGCAAAGCGUGCCUGCGCGAGUUUUUGGUUAAAGUGGAAGUUGAUCCGAGUGUUAAGUUACAACGACUGCGUUACUUGUUGUAUAAGGCUUUGCCUGUGCUGAGGCAUAUAUAUAGUGAGCAGAGCUCUGAGCUGGAGAUUGAAGCCAAAAUCAGAGGUGUACAUUUGACUGAAAUGGACAUAAAGAGAACUAAAGUAGACCGAAAUGAGCGAAUGUACUGUGACAAUUGCUAUACAUCCAUUGUCGAUUUCCACAGAAGCUGUCCGAACCCCAAUUGUUCCUAUGACCUGUGUCUUACUUGUUGCAAAGAGCUAAGGAAUGGUCGGCAACCUGGAGGUAGUGAAGCAGAAACAUCUCACCAGCAAGCUUUAGAUAGAGCCCAUAAAGAAGUGAAAGGACAUUGCUGGGAGAGUAAAGGUGCAUCUACUUCUGAUGAUUCUAAAGUUGAUCCAUCCAUAUCUUUUCCAAAUUGGAGAGCUGAUUCUCAUGGCAGCAUUCCAUGUCCUCCAAAAGAACGUGGAGGUUGUGGCAAUGUGAAGCUGGAAUUGAGGCGUAAAUUCAAAGCUAAUUGGGUGAUGAAGCUGCUAAAAAACGCAGAAGAUUUUACUACUGACUUCAAGUGGCAAGAAGCCGAUAUUUCUAAAGGAUGUUCCUGGUGCCAGCCAAAUGAUUCUGAGGGAACUAAUGAUAGCCAGCCUGAAAGGAGGCAAGCAGCUUUCAGAAAAAACAGUCAUGAUAACUUCUUAUACUGUCCAAAUGCUAUUGACAUUUCAGAUGAUGAGAUUGAGCAUUUUCAGAGGCACUGGAUGAAGGGGGAACCGGUGAUAGUCAGAAAUGUUCUUGACAAGACAUCUGGUCUUAGUUGGGAACCUAUGGUUAUGUGGAGGGCUUUCAGAGAAACGGGUGCUAAUGUAAAGUUCAAAGAGGAGACUAAAAGUGUAAAAGCCAUAGAUUGCUGGGAUUGGAAUGAGGUUGAGAUUAAUAUUCACCAAUUUUUCACGGGCUACUUAGCGGGUCGCAUGCAUAAAACAAAGUGGCCAGAGAUGUUAAAAUUAAAGGAUUGGCCAUCAUCAACUUUGUUUGAGGAACGCUUGCCAAGACACUGUGCGGAAUUCAUUGCAGCACUACCCUACUGUGACUAUACUGAUCCCAAAGAUUCAAAUGCUGGUAUUCUCAAUCUUGCUACUAGACUUCCUGAAAAGUCACUGAAACCUGAUAUGGGACCAAAAACUUACAUUGCUUAUGGAUUCUCCGAAGAGCUUGGUAGAGGUGAUUCAGUGACUAAAUUGCAUUGCGAUAUGUCUGAUGCGGUAAAUGUUUUGACACACACAACAACAGUGAAGAUCCACUCUUGGCAGCAGAAUGCCAUAAAGGCUUUGAAGAGCAAGCAUGUAGCUGAAGACCUUUGUGAACUCUACAAUGAAAGAACUCACGAGAAGGGCAAGGGUGGGGAGGGAAACAAUCUGGACAGAGCACAAUCAUGUAGGACUUCACCUUUGUCAGAUUCUGUCAAUCCAGGCAUCCUUAGAUCUGAUGAAACAGAGUAUGUUCCGGAACCUGUUGCAACUACUGAACUAAAUAAAGCAAAGGUCGCGAGUGUUGAUCAUCAGAGGAAUGAUGUGCUAAAAUCCACCUCACCUCAUGCAAACGGAGUUGAAACAAAGCAAGAGUGUGUUCAAUGUUCCAGUGACACAAUCAGUGGAAGGCUUGAAGGGAAAGAUGCUUCAAGGAAUGCAAGUGAGGUAAACUCCCGGGCAACAAAGGAUUUCAAAAGUAGUGACAAGUUGGACGUUGUCCAUGGUGGUGCUGUUUGGGACAUCUUUCGUAUCGAGGACACUUCUAAGUUAAUAGAGUACCUGAAGAAACACAAAAAAGAAUUUCGCCACCUUAAUAAUCAUCCUGUAGAAUCUGUUGUUCAUCCUAUUCACGAUCAGACUCUGUACUUGAAUGAGAGACAUAAAAAACAACUGAAGCAGGAGUAUGAUGUGGAGCCUUGGACAUUUGAGCAACAUCUUGGUGAGGCAGUUUUUAUUCCAGCGGGAUGUCCUCAUCAAGUGAGAAAUAGACAAUCUUGUAUAAAGGUAGCACUUGAUUUUGUAUCUCCUGAGAAUCUUGAGGUAUGUCUGCGAUUAACUGAAGAGUUUCGUUUACUCCCAAAAACCCACAGAGCCAAGGAAGAUAAAUUGGAGGUGAAGAAGAUGACACUUUAUGCUGUAAGUUCAGCACUGAGAGAAGCCAAAAGUCUGAUGCCGGAACUGGGACUUGACGCCGGUGCUAGAUUUUUUUAUAGCUCCAUCAAAAUAAAGAUCACUGGUGGGUAGUCAUGAUUGUUCAACUACAUCUUAUGGAAGUGAACUCUCUAUUCGAUGUGUCAAGAGACAAGAAUCCAUACAGAUUCAUAUGAUGUGUGGAUCAGGUUGUUUCAUAUCAGAUUCAUAAGAAUCCGCACACAGCUGCUUCUUAUGUAUGUAAGGGAACACCUCAAGCCGCACCGACAUCUAUACAGUGGAAGUCUUCUGAAGUAAACUCGCAACAGACGGGAAUCCGUCCAUGUUCGCAUGGGGUGUGUAUUGGGUUGUGUCAUUUAACCCCGUGCCAGUAUGCUCAAGCCGGAGUAUGCUAUUUCUUUUAAAUGUUAAGGACCGAUGAUGCCUUUGUUGCUGCAUGUUGCCACAACCACUGAGGAGGACAUAAUACUUGUUCACAAGUGUGUGAGCCUUUGAAGUUCACCAUGGAGAAACUGUUGCCAUUAUUCAUUAUUGGUUCAUUCGCUAUCUACUAGUAUAGUGAUUGUCGAAUACGGUAUUGAAGAAAUGUUUGCGAGCGGGUCUGGGUUGAAGUCUCGGAUCCUCAAGGAGUAUGAUGGAGUAUACAUGUUGUUAUGUCAGUUCAGGAGUAGGGUGGAGGCGCACAUUAAUGAAGGUUUUGGUAUAUGCUGUUUGGCUGAUUGCUUAACAGUUCAAACUUUUGCACUUGGUGGCUUGUAGUAACCGAACUUCGGUUGCAACAAGGAAGAAUUGCGGGUGUGUAGUAGUAGCUCUUUGUGUCUAUUCAAGUGCAUCUUGAAAGGGUUGCAGCUAUCUAGUCCUCGUGUUCAACAGAUGGAGCUUUAAUUAAACACCUUGGCUUGAAGGGAGCCACAAUACAGCCGCCACACAUGAUGUCUGGUUUUUAUGACAUGCGUCAAUUGUAAUUCAUCCUGGAAGAGUUGCAUCUAUGGUGCAGGCCUUACGGACAAGGGUUUGAGCUGCUGUGUAAGAACCUUAGUUGUGAAAGAGGAAGCCACACCACUUUGUUGACGACUACACCAAUGAGAAGGUUGAGUUGUGCAUGGUCUCUAUUUCAAGUGCAUGUUGGAGGAGUUGCAACCAUGUUAAGAGACUUGACAUGAGCUGCUAUGGAGACAAACUUGGUUGUGAAACAACUAUCACGCCAAUAUGUGGUGUUAUAGCCACACGUUAUUGAUCUGAAUGUUGAAGGAUUUGGAGCUAUGUGCAGGCCUCAUUGACAGCGUAGAAGCUGCUCUGUAAUCGAUCUUGAUCGUGUAAGAGGGAGCCACAAGUUGUUGACAACUACACCAAAGAGAUUAAGAGAAGGUGGAGUUGUUGAUCAAGUGUAGCACUGUCAAGGUGACAUUCUUACCUCGGAGCUGAGAGUAAGAACCUUUUUGAUGCUUAGUUUGUUUUGGGUGCUCUUGGUUUAAAGUUCUAAUUUGACAGCGCUUAAAAUUUUAUUUCCUACUUUUGAAUGUUCACAAUUUCAAAAAGUGUUAUACUUUUUUCUAUAAUGUUUUACUCAAAUUAAUAACAGGAUGCAUCAAAACCAUGAGGCCUGUUGUAAGUACACGGUGGUCGACCACUUUGAGUGUGUCUACACACUUUAUCUUGGCUUCUUAGCUAUUCUCAAUAGCUUCUCUAAAAUGCUAUAUCGCUCUAGUGUCUUU
Messenger RNA from Fragaria vesca subsp. vesca, 4676 nucleotides. RefSeq lists its product as uncharacterized. Bases 1 to 3054 code for a protein of 1017 amino acids. Gene Ontology annotation, molecular function: chromatin DNA binding; transcription coregulator activity; histone H3K9 demethylase activity. Gene Ontology annotation, cellular component: histone deacetylase complex; chromatin. The transcript is spliced from 14 exons. NCBI's taxonomy places the organism in Eukaryota, Viridiplantae, Streptophyta, Magnoliopsida, Rosales, Rosaceae. The record is from RefSeq and is a predicted model, not a curated record. Gene Ontology annotation, biological process: regulation of transcription by RNA polymerase II.